Messenger RNA from Heterobasidion irregulare TC 32-1, 1935 nucleotides. RefSeq lists its product as uncharacterized. The transcript is spliced from 9 exons. Lineage: Eukaryota; Fungi; Basidiomycota; Agaricomycetes; Russulales; Bondarzewiaceae. Gene Ontology annotation, cellular component: U4/U6 x U5 tri-snRNP complex. The record is from RefSeq and is a predicted model, not a curated record. Gene Ontology annotation, biological process: mRNA splicing, via spliceosome. The coding region runs from base 34 to 1866 and encodes 610 amino acids.
GCUACCGACAACAGUGACGACGACGACUGCACCAUGAGCGAUAGGAAACGGCCUCUAGAAGGCGGUUCAGAUGUUUCCGCAGCUAAACGGACUCGAAGUAAUGUUGCAACGCCCAGUCACGAAACAAAUUCUACGGCAGAACUAUCCCAAGCCGCCUUGAUCACGCAGAAGAAGGCGGAGGUUCAAGCUAAGCUUGCCGCCAUGCAAAAAAAAGCUGCGGGGUCUGUUCUGAAAACUCCCACUCCCUCUGUCACAUCCGCAUCUGCCAUGCCAACCCCACGACCGGCAGCAUCAACCAGUCAAUCGCCGUCGCCCUCUGUCACAGAUGAUUUAGCAAGAAAGGUUGCGGAGGCUCGAAGGAAGGUUGCCGAAGCGCAGAGCAAACUUGCCAUCAAGGACAACCCUUACAUGUCAAUGCCUCAGACAGGAAAGAAGAACAAACUCGUUGAACCCGCACAACAAGGAGCCGGCCUCAAAAUGACCGCUCAUCCGCUUCUCCUCGACGUUACCCCAACCGUGCCGCAGUCCAAAAAGGACAGGUACAAGCCUAUGCAACCCAAGUUCCCAUCGAUGAAAGCCAAUACGCGCAACGUGCCGACACCCCCUCCCGUCGCCCCUACCCCUCCUCCCAAAGAGAAUCCUUAUGCUGUUGCAGCCUCGUCGGCGGGGGAUAGCGGAUUCGAGGGCGCGCCGCGUGAACGCGUAGGACGAUCGAUGAAGUUUAAUCCUAAGGGCAAGUACGUCGCACUGGCGAAUCAACAAAGGCAAGAAGCACAGCUAGAAGCACUCAAGCAACGAAUUGCACAGAGCGCGCGCAAGGCAGGUCUAGAUUCUGAAUUCGACACGUUGGAGAAGCACAUUCGCCGUGAGCCUCCGCCCGAUGCAGAAUGGUGGGAUGUUGCUCUUUUACCCAACAAGACCUACGAGGACCUCGUCAAUUUGGGCCCUUCACUGUUGAACAUACGGAACCAGCAUUCACCCAUCAAUAUAUACAUUCAGCAUCCCAUCCCUAUCGUCGCUCCGAGCGAGAAGAAUACACCUGCGGUGAAGCCACUCAUGUUGACGAAGAAGGAGCAAAAGAAGAUGCGCAAGCAACGCCGUCAAGCCGAACUACAAGAUAAGCGGGACCGCAUCCGCAUGGGUCUCAUUCCUCCUGACCCACCCAAAGUUCGCCUUGCGAAUCUGAUGAAGGUCCUCACCUCAGAUGCUGUGCAAGAUCCAACCCGUGUCGAGGCGCGGGUGAGACGUGAGGUUGCAAUACGAAAGCAUGGACACGAAAAAAUGAAUGCGGAGCGCAAGCUGACUGAUGAUCAGCGGCGCGAGAAGAUUGAGACGAAGAAGGUCGAGGAAGAGAAGAAGGGUAUUUAUGCUGCUGUAUUCAAGAUAAAGACACUCUCGGAUCCAGCACAUCGCUUCAAAGUACGCAAGAAUGCAGAGCAAAUGAACCUCACGGGUAUCGCGAUCUUCAAUCCCUCGUUCUCGUUAGUAUACGUCGAGGGUGCAGCAAAGUUCAUUCGGAUGUAUCAGCGGCUAAUGCUCCACCGCAUCGCAUGGACGGAAGCUGCCCGUGCGCGAGGCGAAGAAGAUGUUGUUCUCGACAUUUCAGAGGGACAAAUACCUGACACUGUCGAGAACGCUGGCAAAGGAAAGAGCAAGGCAGACGAUGGGACACAGAUCGGGGAGGUGUCUCUUGAAGACAACCGUUGCGAUAUGGUAUGGGAGGGGCAGUUGCGUGACCGAGCAUUCACAAACUUCAGACCGAAGAGCUGUCCAACGGAUGGAGCGGCUAGAGAGGCGCUAGGCAUGAAAAUGGCGGGCUACUGGGAUAUGGCGAAGAAUUGGAAGCCAGAUGAUGAGUUCUUUUGACACAAAGGUGUGCGAUUGUACUUAGUGUCCCCUGGUUGCAGAGAAUCAGCAUUGUUCUCCGUUAGUCUG